ACAGCAGACUUCAUCUUACACUUCAACAGUUUAAUGAAAGAACAUAUCACUAUUUAGAAAUUUACAAAUGCUUAAGAUUGAGGAAUAAAGGUUUAAAUUACAAUUGCAGGAAAUGCAUCCUCAGAAUGUGAAUCAAUCUUUCAAAUCGACGACAGAAAAUUCCAUUUUUCACUGUUCUGUUUCCGGCUGCAUGUAUGCCGACGGUAUGGAAAGAUAUUUCACGUCAAAAAAACUAUUGAAACAGCAUUUCACUAAAGUCCAUGCAGAAAAGAAGUAUUUAUGCUCAAAAUGCCAGAAAGGGUUUGGGGCAGAUUGGAUGAGGAAACGUCAUGAAGCAACUUGCGGAACGGAUUGGUGUUGCUCCUGCGGAAAUCAGUAUGCAUCUUGGGAAUCGUUAAUAACUCACACUAGACGUACACAGCACGUUAUGCCUCCCCACUUCCGUCACCGGCAGAAAAAAUUUAAAAAUACACCCCCUAAACAAGUUUUCUCACCUUUGGUAAUUAUCAUCCAGCAACCGCCCAUACAGAUUGUUCCUUCCGUGUUUUCCAGUUCGCAAACUCCCAUUAAGCAUCGAAAAAUCUUACCGAAAUGUCUGUCCUCUGCACCAAAACAAUUCGAAAAUACAAAUUCUGUUAAUUCUUCUGAAAGGACGCAGUCGAAUGAUUUGUGUAACAUUGGAACCCAAACUGAUCCAUUGUUUUACGAUAUUGGCACUUGGACUUCAGUUUGCGGAACUGUAUUUCCCGAAAAAAUUUCCGUCUCUAACACUUACAUGCCUUCAGAAAGAAAUAAUCAGGUUUCAAUAUCCGCAUCUCUGUUUUCCGAGAAUAUGUCUACUGAGAGAUCAACCGAUCAAAGUAUUGGUAAGAUUCAAAAUAAAAUGGCUGUCGAAACUCAGACUUCGGGAGACGACUUGAAGGAGCAGAAUAUCCAAAGGGAAAGCAGAGGUUCUCAGUGUUCCGGAAGAGCUCUGAUUCAGCGAUCUGAUAUUCAGAUUGAAAGCACUCAUACACAGACAAAUGAGAGCACAGUUGUGAAAAUGAAGAAAGCAUCACUGAAAAGGAUUCAUGGAAAUAAUAAAAAUAAGAAAAGAAGUGAGAAUAAAACAGGAGAAAUGAAAAAUAAUUACUGGUCCAGUUUAAAUACAGUCCUGGAAGAUGCGUCUGUAGACAAAAUCAGCUGGCAAGCAUAUUUGUCUCGAUGUUCUUCAAGCACUCAGACAAGUCCCAGAAUUAAAGAGAAAACAGUCUGCGAUUCGGAAACUCUAACAGAUCAGCUAUCCUCAUCGUUUUGGUCAGAACCGGAAAAUAAUUUUGCCUCAACACAAUCUCAAGAAAUAUAUAGUUAUACAUCAAAAAUUCCCGAAACUAAAUCAAGCGACGACGUUUCGACAAAUGAAGAAAUAUCUCUUAAUAUCUUGUCUUCUUUUGUCGAACCAUUUAAUCAGCAAUCUCUUUCCUUUCCCUUAGAAGAAAUUUCCACAAAUUCGGUACGUCAGGCCAUCUCCGAUAAUUCCCAGCAGCUGUUUAAUAUAGAAACACAAACCGAAUUCAACAAAAGGUUGUUAGACGAUGUUGUACAGCAAUCUGUACAGACUGAUUUCUACCCUCUUCUCUCUCAUACACAGACACAAACGUCCGAAGUAGACGAGUUCUAUUCUAACGUCCUGGCCAAUAUGGAAACUCAAACCUCUGAAGAAUUUCUGUUUUCCGAUUUAGAAUUUUCGGAUAUUGAAACACAGACUCCCUGGAACUACCUGUCUUGCUUAGAAGACGAUUCCGAAUCUCUGUCAUUAAAUCUCGACACGGGCACCGACCCGUUCGAAUUUUUGAAGGACGGCCAGAAUAGAAUUUCGCCGACUUCCGCCAUUCUGAGCGACAUGGAAACGCAAACAAAUUAUCAGCUCAACACUAUCGAGCUGACUGAUUCUUACGCGCAGACGCUGGAUCUUAAUUUUUCUGAAGAUCUGUUUCGUUCCUGAUGACACGAGUCAGAACUUUUUUAAAUAAUUCCGUAGACGUUACGAGUACAUACCAUAUUUAUUUAUUAGAAAUUUAUUGGUAAUUUCUUUAUCUUGUAUAAUUUGUGUACUUAUUGUAAAAUAAUAUUUCUAACAUUUUUUAUUACUUUGUAAUAGUUUAUAUACAUUUGUAAAUUUGUUAAGAUUUAACUUUUUUUAGUUUAGUUAAUAUUCUGUUUCUAUAAUUUUUCUUGGCGUAAUUCAUUCUGAAAUUUGAAUUGUGUCAAGAUAAUUUUGGAAAAGAAUAACUGCCACCCGCUUUUUACAUUUUCAAUGAAUUGU
Centruroides sculpturatus (bark scorpion) is the source of this 2305-nucleotide messenger RNA. RefSeq lists its product as uncharacterized. Gene Ontology annotation, biological process: regulation of transcription by RNA polymerase II. The transcript has 4 exons. Bases 113 to 1984 code for a protein of 623 amino acids. The record is from RefSeq and is a predicted model, not a curated record. Gene Ontology annotation, cellular component: nucleus. Lineage: Eukaryota; Metazoa; Arthropoda; Arachnida; Scorpiones; Buthidae. Gene Ontology annotation, molecular function: DNA-binding transcription factor activity, RNA polymerase II-specific; transcription cis-regulatory region binding.